AUGUCGACCUAUAAUCAAUCCCACUAUUACUAUUUCCUUCUCUUAAAGCUUCUCAGUGCACUCGUUGUUAUCUUUGGCCUCGGAAUCAUCAUAUUCUUUAUCGUGGUUCAACCUCACUCUUUCAAGUUCUAUGUGACUGAAGCCGAGCUAACCCAAUUCGACUACACCAACAACACCCUACACUACAACUUGGUUCUCAACUUCACCGUUCGCAACCCAAACGAAAAACUCAGCAUAUACUAUGACAAAGUGGAGGCAUUGGCAUUCUACGAGGGAUCAAGGUUCGCCAGUCCUGACGUCAUCACGGACAUGAACUCCUUCGGUCAGUGCAAGAAGAGCACAGACACCAUCAGCGCCGUUUUCGCAGGCCAGCAAAUGCUUCUUCUCGACAAUGAUCAGGUCUCUGAUUUCAACAAAGACAAGAGUGUUGGGAUUUAUAACAUUUAUGUGAAGCUCUAUUUCAGGAUUAGGUUCAGGGUCGGGGACUUCAUUACCCGAACCAUGAAGCCAAAGGUCAAAUGUGACCUCAAGGUUCCCUUCAUAAAUUCUAAUACAACCCUCACUCUCUUUGAGACCACCAACUGUGAUGUUCAUUUCUAG
Gastrolobium bilobum is the source of this 600-nucleotide messenger RNA. RefSeq names its product NDR1/HIN1-like protein 10. The coding region runs from base 1 to 600 and encodes 199 amino acids. NCBI's taxonomy places the organism in Eukaryota, Viridiplantae, Streptophyta, Magnoliopsida, Fabales, Fabaceae. The record is from RefSeq and is a predicted model, not a curated record. Gene Ontology annotation, biological process: defense response to other organism. The transcript has a single exon.